UAAAAUCUCAACCCUACCUCCUCAUACUUAAUUUGCUAUAAAUACACCCUUACUUUGCAUCCACAUCAAGUCCAAGUCCAAGUCCUCCCUCUUUAUCUCUCUCUCUCUCUCUCUCUCUCUCUCUCUCUCUCUUCUUUAAUACAAGCACAUAAAGUCAAUAAUACUUUGUGAGUCUCCCAACCAUAAGAGCCAAACCAAGCAGCAGAAGCUGAAGCAGAAGCAGGAAGAGCAGGCACCAUGGCCAGGUCCACUAGUUCUCUCCUUGCUCUCUUCUCCCUCCUCUUUCUCUUCCUCUCCCCCUCCCUCGCCACCGAUCCCGACCUGCUCCAAGACAUCUGCGCCGCCAAUUUCGCCUCCCCCGUGAAGGUGAAUGGAUUCGCGUGCAAGGCGGACGCGACGGCAGACGACUUCUCCUUCAAGGGGCUGGCGACGCCGGGCGCCACCAACAACACCUACGGCUCUCUGGUAACCGCCGCCAAUGUCGAGAAGAUCCCGGGCCUCAACACAUUGGGCGUGUCCAUGGCGCGCAUCGACUACGCUCCGGGGGGGAUCAACCCUCCCCACACGCACCCGCGCGCCACCGAGAUCGUGUUCGUCCUCGAAGGCGAGCUCGACGUCGGAUUCAUCACCACCGCCAACAAGCUCACCGCUAAGACCAUCUGCGCGGGGGAGGUGUUCGUGUUCCCGCGGGGCCUCGUCCACUUCCAGAAGAACAACGGCGGCAAGCCGGCUGCGGUGAUCGCGGCAUUCAACAGCCAGCUGCCGGGGACGCAGUCCAUCGCACUCACGCUCUUCGCGGCCACGCCGCCCGUGCCGGACAACGUGCUCACCAAGGCCUUCCAGAUCAGCACCAAGGAGGCCGAGAAGAUCAAAUCCCGCCUUGCGCCAAAAAAAUAAACAAAUAAACAAGCAUGAUACAGUGCAUGCAUUGGGAAACUGAUUUGUUUGUGUUUGCUUCUUAUGAUCACUUGUACCACAUUGUAUUUUUCUUUUCCGUGGGCAUUUUGUUUUUGUUAUGUUUGAUUUGAUUGGUGUAUUUGUUUUUUGUUAUGUUUGAUUGGUAAUAAUUAUGUUUCUGUAACUCCCAACAACAGUGUAAUGAUUUUUCUCCUUU
Ananas comosus (pineapple) is the source of this 1114-nucleotide messenger RNA. RefSeq names its product germin-like protein 5-1. Gene Ontology annotation, cellular component: plasmodesma; cell wall. The record is from RefSeq and is a predicted model, not a curated record. Lineage: Eukaryota; Viridiplantae; Streptophyta; Magnoliopsida; Poales; Bromeliaceae. Gene Ontology annotation, molecular function: manganese ion binding. Gene Ontology annotation, biological process: regulation of root development; plasmodesmata-mediated intercellular transport. Bases 238 to 897 code for a protein of 219 amino acids. The transcript is spliced from 2 exons.